AUGGCCCUAUUUGAAUGGGUCUUCGGUAAGAGUUUGACUCCCCAAGAGCGCCUCAAGAAAAACCAAAGAGCGUUGGAGAGGACGCAACGCGAACUUGAAAGAGAGCGAAGGAAGCUCGAGCAGCAGGAAAAAAAGCUUAUUUCCGAUAUAAAGAAGUCGGCAAAAGACGGUCAAGUAACUGCUGCCAAAAUCCAGGCAAAGGACCUGGUGCGAACAAGGAAACACAUUUCAAAGUUUAGCAACAUGAAGACGCAACUCCAAGCGAUCUCGCUAAGAAUUCAAGCUGUUCGUAGCAGCGACCAAAUGACUAGCUCAAUGAGAGAAGCAACCGGCUUGCUCGCCUCUAUGAACAGGUCGAUGAACUUACCUCAACUGCAGCGGAUCUCUGCCGAAUUUGAGAAGCAAAGCGACCUCAUGGAUCAACGUCAAGAAUUUAUGGACGAGGCUAUAGACGAUGUUAUGGGAGACGAGCUGGAGGAGGAUGAUGAAGCGGACGAAAUUGUUAACAGAGUUCUAGAUGAAAUAGGAGUGGACCUCAACGUGAAGCUUCAAAGCACGCCCCAAGAUGCGGUGGAGGCUCCUGAAAAUGGUUCUUCAGAAAGAGUCGCAGAAUCAUUGACCUCAAAUGGGCUAGGGACAGCUAAUGCCGAUGACGAGUUACAAGCGAGGCUUAAUAGUCUAAAGAGGUAA
Lachancea thermotolerans CBS 6340 is the source of this 690-nucleotide messenger RNA. RefSeq names its product ESCRT-III subunit protein DID4 (gene DID4). The transcript is spliced from 2 exons. Gene Ontology annotation, cellular component: multivesicular body; ESCRT III complex. The record is from RefSeq and is a predicted model, not a curated record. The coding region runs from base 1 to 690 and encodes 229 amino acids. NCBI's taxonomy places the organism in Eukaryota, Fungi, Ascomycota, Saccharomycetes, Saccharomycetales, Saccharomycetaceae. Gene Ontology annotation, biological process: endosome transport via multivesicular body sorting pathway; protein transport; late endosome to vacuole transport.